This is a messenger RNA of Saccharomyces mikatae IFO 1815, 1503 nucleotides long. It is a transcript of the gene VPS73, whose product is annotated as putative sugar transporter. Lineage: Eukaryota; Fungi; Ascomycota; Saccharomycetes; Saccharomycetales; Saccharomycetaceae. Gene Ontology annotation, cellular component: membrane. The transcript has a single exon. The record is from RefSeq and is a predicted model, not a curated record. Bases 1 to 1503 code for a protein of 500 amino acids. Gene Ontology annotation, molecular function: hexose transmembrane transporter activity. Gene Ontology annotation, biological process: monosaccharide transmembrane transport.
AUGAGUAGAUUACUAUCUAGAUUGUUAUCUAGGUCAGCUUUUCUUUCCAAUGUUGGAAUACCUAGGCAAAAUAAGAAUAAAAUAACAAAAGCUUUGUUUUAUGCAAUUAUGGUAGCUUCCAUCGGUUCACUACAAUUUGGAUAUCACUUAUCGGAACUAAAUGCACCUCAGCAGGUGCUUUCGUGUUCAGAAUUUGACAUACCCACGGAAGGUUAUCCGUAUGACCGAACGUGGUUAGGGAGAAGAGGAUAUAAACAAUGUAUACCAUUGAAUGACGAACAAAUUGGUAUCGUGACCUCUGUUUUUUGUAUUGGGGGUAUCUUAGGCUCCUAUUUUGCCACCAGUUUGGCCAAUAUUUAUGGUAGGAAGUUCUCAAGCCUAACUAAUUGUAUAUUGAACAUUAUCGGCUCUCUGAUAAUUUUCAAUUCGAAUAGUUAUAGGAGUUUGAUCAUUGGUAGAAUUCUCGUGGGAAUUUCGUGUGGGUCCCUGAUCGUAAUCAUACCGCUCUUCAUUAAAGAGGUUGCACCAAGUGGUUGGGAAGGUUUACUAGGAUCUAUGACUCAAAUUUGCAUCAGGUUAGGUGUCUUGUUGACACAAGGAGUGGCCCUCUGGCUAACUAAUUCCUAUCAUUGGAGAUGGAUUCUGUUUGGAAGCUUCCUUAUUGCACUGUUGAAUUUGACCAUGUGGUUUAUGGUUGGUGAAUCUCCAAAGUGGAUGUUAGCACAUGGAAGAGUUGUUGAUGCGAAGUUAUCUUUAUAUGAACUGCGUGGUGGCACUUUUGAUGAGGCUGCCCAAGAAAUACAGAAGUGGCAACAACAAAUAGAAUCUGGGGACCCAUUAAUUGAGCCAACCACUACAAACUCCAUUAGCGGUUCAAACUCAUUGUGGAAAUAUUUAAGGGAUAAAACAAAUAUCAAGCCUCGUCAUGUUAUCACCAUAUUACUAUUUGGACAACAAUUUUGCGGCAUAAAUUCCAUUGUGCUAUAUGGUACCAAGAUAAUUAGUCAACUGUAUCCUCAACAUGCUAUUAAGAUAAAUUUUUUCAUUAGCAUGGUGAAUGUAUUAGUAACUAUAUUAGUAUCUCUGCUGAUUCAUAAUCUCCCACGUAAACCGCUGUUGAUAACAUCCACAAUUUUAGUCUCUAUCACCUCUUUUGUGAUGGGAAUGGCGAUGAACCAUAAUAAAAUGAACCUUUUGAUAGUGUUUUCAUUUAUAUAUAUGGGUGUUUCCACAAUGGGAUUGAAUCCACUGCCUUUUAUCAUCAUGAGAGAGGUUUCGAAACCACAAGAUAUGGUUCUUGCCCAAAGAUACGGUACAAUUUGUAAUUGGAUAGGAACUUUUAUUAUUGCAUACACUUUCCCUAUUGUUCACGAUAUCCUGUCAGGUUAUGUUUUUAUCACAUUUGCUAUCAUAGCCUGUUUAAUAAGUGCGUUUAUCUGGAAGAAGGUUCCAGAGACGAAGGGUUACAAAACUGGUUAUAAUCAAGUGUGGGCCAAUUAUUGA